Cylicostephanus goldi is the source of this 1343-nucleotide messenger RNA. Lineage: Eukaryota; Metazoa; Nematoda; Chromadorea; Rhabditida; Strongylidae. The record is from the annotation of a GenBank genome assembly.
AUGGGUGGAGUGGAUCCAGUGAGUUUAGCUAUUAUAGUCUUGUGUUUCUUUUGCUGGAUUGAAAUGCUGUUCCUCAGAGAUGAACGCUCAGCUGGAGCGGAACGUGAGCGGAUGGAGAAACUGUUCGAAAGAGCAGUAUUCGACGAUAAUUCGUUGGAAAUUUGGAUGGAGCUGGUUCAGUGGGCUUGCGGCAUUGAUCCGGGAUUCGCAAGAGAGAAGUUUGAGGAAGCCGUAACAGCAAUUGGCCUUCGUGUUGAUGUGGGCGCUAUGAUAUGGCAAUCAUAUCUAUGCUUUGAAGAAGCUCUGCUUGGAGGUGAUGAAACAAAUGAAAAACAGAUAAAAGUAAUCAAGAAUUUGUACAAGAGAGCUCUCCGGGUCCCAAAUGUGGAUCUAGCCGACACAUGGAAAAGCUACUUGGAGUUUGCGGGUGAGAAUAUUGACGAAGAGAUACAAACAGCGCAUGAGGCUUCAACGAAUUUGAUGAAAGAAUUUUCGAAGUAUGAAAUGAAGUUGGCUGAAACUGAUGAUAGCCUCGAUGCUUUCCACGAGUAUUUGAAUUUUGAGAAAGAAAAAGAUGAUCCAGCAAGAAUACAGUCUUUCUAUGACCGCAUGUUAGACAAAUACCCAGAUGAUGAGAAUAUAUGGUUUGACUAUGGACAGUGGUGUGAAACUAAGCUGAAAAUACACUCAAUAACUUGUCGAGUCUACAAGCGAGCGGUACGCCAUUGUCCGUACAGUUGCGCUCUAUGGCAGCAAACUCUUCUUGCUCUCGAGCGCGCCGGUUCGCCUGUGGAAGAAAUUGAUGGUAUGUGGAUGAGUGCUCGAGAAACAAUUAGCUCGCCAGAUGACGGAAGAGCUCUAUACAGAACGUAUCUCUAUAUGUUACGUCGCCGUGCCGAUGCAACUGAUAAGGAUUUCCAGAAAAUGGCUCUGGUUUUUGAAGAUGGCGCCAAGUCCCUAUCUGAGUGGUUUGGAGCGCACGAAUGGGAUCAACAAGCUACUUACCGUAAAAACUGGGCUUACUUUGCAUAUACAAAGCUUGGCGAUGCCAAAAAGGGUCGGCAAAUCUGGGAUGAUAUCUUGGCUUCCGGUGGUGGACGUUUUGCCGAAAAGUGGAUUGAGGCGGUGAAAUUCGAGAGGCAGUUUGGAACAGCUGAAGGAGCAAGGAAGUUGCUUUAUAAGGCGCUCAAUUCUGUAUCGGAUCAUCCUACAGUUGUAUUUGAGUAUUUUAUCCAGUUUGAGCGUGAGGAGGGAACAUUGGAGCAGCUUGACAAAGCUCUAGAAAAGGUGAUUCACCGUGAUUAUUGCUACCCUUUUUACUCUCAAAUCAUCUAUUUCUGAUC